AUGCCCAGGAGGGCAGAGAGCUACGAGGAGAGGAGCGAGCGGCGGCAGGAGGCGCGGGAGCGGCUGCGGGGCAGGGUCAAUGCCACCUGCUGCAGGGCCACCGUCACCCCGGGCCGGGGCACGGCCGCCAGCCCCCGGCAGGCCGAGUUCCUCCGCAGGAGAAACCUGGGCCCCGAGGCCGGGGGGGCCCUGCCGGGACAGGGACGGGCGCGCUCGCCCAAGGAGGACGGCCACAGCCCCUCCUGGGGGGCAUCGUCCCCACGCUGUCCCCUCGCCUCCACAGGGACACAGACCCUGCCCGGCUCGGCCGUGACGGACUCCAGCCAGCAGACAGACUGGGGAAUAGCAGUUUUAAACAAGGAAAUGGUGCAGCUCUCCAACUACCUGAAGGAGGCCCUGCACCGUGAGCUGAUGCUCAAGCAGAAGAUGGUGAUUUUACAGGAGCUCCUGUCCACCCUGCUGCAGGCUUCAGAGAAAUCCUGGCAGGGCCAGCUGAACGAGGACAAACUGAGGUGUAAACUGCGGGUGCUGGAAAAUCAGCUGCAGGCCUGCAGCCAGAGUUACUCAAAGGAGUGUGUGAAGAAGAUCCUGAUCGAGAUGGAGGACCAGAAGCAGACCUAUGAGCAGAAGGCAAAAGAGGCUCUUCAGAAGAUGCUGGAGGAAAAACUCCUAACAGAGCAGCAGCUGCAGAACUCUCAGAGAAGCCUGGCAGAGAUGCGAGAGGACCUCGCCCUCUGGAAGGAGCACAAUGCCACACUCAGAGCCGAGCUGACCAAGGAGACCACAGCACACACCGAGCUCAGAAACAGCUUCCAGGCUCUGCAGAGCGAGCUGCAGCGGGCGGACGCGCAGAGCCAGCGGCAGAGCCGGGAGCUGCGGGCGCUGCGGGACGAGCGCACGGAGCUGCUGCAGACAGCCAGCGCCCUGCGCAGCGACAACGACCUCCAGGCCGGCCUCAUCCGCCGCAUCCGAGAUAAAUUGCAAAAAGAACAAGAGCAGAAAGAGACACUGGAGGCAACAAUCAGCCAUUUGCAGAGCGUGAUCCACAACCAGAACAACCAACAGAAGAGCCAGGAGGUGACAGUGCAAAGGACAGACCAGGUUUCCACCACACAGACCCCACCUCUCACUCCUGCCAAGGAGAAACAAAACGCUCUGUCAGAGCAGCCCGAGGAGGAGGAGGAGGAGGAGGGAACAGAAAGUCUGAAGGAUGAGAUGCAGAAAAGGACACUCCAGCUCACAGCAAAGGAGAACGAGGUACCCGAGGAUGCUCAGCAGAGCCGUACCCAGCUGCGGGUGAGGCGCUGCAGCCGCUGCAGCAGCCCAGCAGCCCUGGGGGCACACAGAGCCCAGGGGACCCCUCCUGCCGACAGCCCCUCGCUGUGCCCGCAGUGCUCGGAGCUGCGCUCGGAGCUGGAGGCGCUGAGCCAGGAGUACCAGUGGUGCCUGACCCGGCUGCGGCAGUGCCGCGACGAGCUGAACCGCUCCCAGGGCAGCCAGGCUCAGAGACAGCACGGCCCCUGGAUCCCUCUCCUGGUGGUAGUGGCAGCAGUGGCCGUCGCCGCCUUCCUGGCGACGUACAGCCUGUGA
Messenger RNA from Melospiza georgiana, 1590 nucleotides. It is a transcript of the gene TRAF3IP3, whose product is annotated as TRAF3 interacting protein 3. Lineage: Eukaryota; Metazoa; Chordata; Aves; Passeriformes; Passerellidae. The transcript has 13 exons. Bases 1 to 1590 code for a protein of 529 amino acids. The record is from RefSeq and is a predicted model, not a curated record.